This is a messenger RNA of Lagopus muta (rock ptarmigan), 3825 nucleotides long. It is a transcript of the gene UHRF1, whose product is annotated as ubiquitin like with PHD and ring finger domains 1. Gene Ontology annotation, molecular function: ubiquitin protein ligase activity; protein binding. Bases 121 to 2466 code for a protein of 781 amino acids. Gene Ontology annotation, biological process: negative regulation of gene expression via chromosomal CpG island methylation. Lineage: Eukaryota; Metazoa; Chordata; Aves; Galliformes; Phasianidae. The record is from RefSeq and is a predicted model, not a curated record. The transcript is spliced from 16 exons.
GGCGGGCCGGCCGUGCCGGGCUGGCGGCGGGCUGAUCGCGGCCUCACUGGUUGGGGGGCUGCCGCGCCGGGCUCCGGCGCCGUCCUGUGACGCCGCGCUGCUCCCGUAAGGGCCGGCGCCAUGUGGAUCCAGGUGCGCACCAUGGACGGGAGGGAGACCCACCGCGUGGACUCGCUCUCCAAGCUCACCAAGGUGGAGGGGCUGCGUCUGCGGAUCCAUGAGGUGUUCGGCGUCGAGCCGCACCGGCAGCGCCUCUUCUACCGCGGCAAACAGAUGGAGGAUGGUCACUCCCUUUUUGAUUACAGCGUUGGACUGAAUGAUAUUGUUCAGCUCUUGGUUAGACAAAGCCCAGCAGUGCUUCCUGCUGUGAGUAAGGAGAAGGAUUCAGAGCUCUCUGACACAGACUCUGGCUGUGGCUCAGGUCAAAGUGAAUCCGACAAAAGCUCUCACAAUGGAGAAAGUGUCAUGGACCUGGAGGGGCAGCCCAGCACGGCAGCACAGUCUGACUGGGCUGACCCAGGAUUUGGCCUCUAUAAGAUCAAUGACUUGGUUGAUGCUCGUGAUAUGAAUAUGGGAGCAUGGUUUGAAGCCCAGGUUGUAAAUGUAACCAGAAGAAAAGCUGCGAGUGAGAGUCGUGCAGUUGCUGAUCAGCAGACAACCAUUCCAGAAGAAGAUGUAAUAUAUCAUGUGAAAUAUGAAGAUUAUCCAGAGAAUGGAGUUGUGGAACUGAGUUCGAAUGAUGUACGGUCUCGUGCACGGACUAUCUUGAAAUGGCAUCAGCUAGAAGUAGGACAGGUGGUGAUGGUCAACUACAAUCCUGAUGAACCAACAGAGAGAGGUUUUUGGUAUGAUGCCGAGAUCCUGCAGAAAAGGGAAACAAAACUGAUCAGGGAGAUAAAUGCGAAGAUAUUACUUGGGGAGGCUGGUGAUUCUUUGAAUGACUGCAGAAUUAAAUUUGUGGAUGACAUUUAUAAAAUUGAAGAACCAGGCAGUGUUUGUCCAAUUAGUGCCAGACCAUUGAAACGACAAAGUGGACCUGUGUGUAAAGCUUGUAAGGACAACCCAAACAAAACCUGCAGGAUCUGUGCUUGCCAUAUCUGUGGGGGUAAACAAGAUCCUGAUAAACAGCUCAUGUGUGAUGAGUGUGAUAUGGCUUUCCACAUCUACUGCCUCAACCCUCCCCUUAGUAGUAUACCAGAUGACGAGGACUGGUAUUGCCCUGAAUGUCGAAAUGAUGCAAGUGAGGUGGUUCUGGCAGGAGAGAAAUUAAAAGAAAGUAAAAAGAAACAAAAGAUGGCAUCUGCUAAUUCAUCGUCGCGGAGAGACUGGGGCAAGGGCAUGGCAUGUGUUGGUCGCACAAAGGAAUGUACCAUUGUACCCUCUAACCAUUAUGGACCAAUUCCUGGUAUUCCAGUUGGCACCAUGUGGAAGUUCAGAGUUCAGGUGAGCGAAUCUGGUGUUCACAGGCCGCAUGUGGCUGGGAUCCACGGCAGAAGUAAUGAUGGUGCUUAUUCCUUAGUUCUGGCAGGAGGCUAUGAAGAUGAUAUAGAUCACGGGAAUUCCUUCACAUAUACAGGGAGUGGAGGUCGUGAUCUUUCUGGAAACAAACGUACAGCAGAACAGUCUUGUGAUCAAAAACUCACCAAUAUGAACAGAGCUUUGGCUCUAAACUGCAGUGCUCCCAUCAAUGACAAAAAUGGAGCUGAAGCUAAGGACUGGAGAGCUGGAAAACCAGUCCGAGUGGUGAGGAAUGUAAAAGGAGGCAAACACAGCAAAUAUGCUCCUGUAGAAGGGAACAGAUAUGAUGGCAUAUAUAAGGUUGUGAAAUACUGGCCUGAGACAGGGAAAUCUGGAUUUCUAGUGUGGCGUUACUUGCUUAGGAGAGAUGAUGAAGAACCUGCUCCUUGGACCAAAGAAGGAAAGGACAGGAUGAAGAAGCUUGGCCUAACAAUGCAGUAUCCUGAGGGGUAUUUGGAAGCCGUUGCAAACAAAGAUAAAGAAAAUAAUGGAGACGAUGAGUUUGAUACUCCAGGGAAAGGAAAGAGGAAAAGAAAAUCAGCAGGAGCGGAGGAAAAGGUCCUUAACUCUCCUUCAGGGACUCCGAAGAAAUCAAAAGUUGAGCCAUACAAAUUGACGUCUCAGCAGAAAUCUCUUAUAAGAAAUGAUGAAGCCAAUGAAAAACUGUGGAAUGAAGUACUUGAUGCUCUUAAAGAUGGACCGAAAUUUCUAAAUAAAGUUGAAGAGGCUUUCUUGUGUAUUUGCUGCCAAGAGGUGGUGUUUCGGCCAGUCACAACUGUAUGCCAACAUAACGUGUGCAAGGAUUGUUUGGAUAGGUCCUUCAAAGCUGAUGUGUACAGUUGUCCAGCCUGCCGCUACGACCUUGGCAAAAAUUAUACCAUGCAAGUGAAUGAAACACUGCAGACCAUUCUAACUCAGCUCUUUCCUGGAUAUGGCAAUGGGCGGUGAUUCCGUAAAGCACUUCUAAUAUUCUUUUAUUCAAACUUAUUAAUGGAUUUUACAUGGGCUUAAUUUAAGAAAACAAAAAAAAAGUAGUUGGUGUUCUCCCAGACCCUUAAAAAACAACAACGACAAAAAAAUACCCAACAUAUUUCUUUAAAAAAAAAAACAAAAACCAAAAACCAAAAACCUGAACCUUCCAUAUGUCCAUGGUUUUUGGUUUUUUUUGUUCUAAAUGCUGAACUUUGUACAAUUAUUUGCCCCUCAAAACUGCCAUCCAUCAGCAGAGUUUAUUAUAUAUAUAUAUUUUUUAAUGGGGAUUUACAAAGUGCUUCUGGUAAGGCUGCUGACAAUUGUGAAAGUUUUUCUGCUUUUUCUGUCCCUUCUCCCCACCUUUUUAUUUUUGUUUUAUUCAAAAAAAAUGGCUUGGUUGCUAGAACAAUCUUCAACAUUUGGGAUUUGGGCAUAAAAGUAGAUUUGUGUAUCACCCUGGCAGCAUUUUGGUGUGUAAGAUGGUUCCUGGCUUAUGACUUCUGUUUUUCUAACACAAGUGGGUAUUUGUUAUUUUUUCAAUAACUGUUUUUAUACAUUUGACAAAACUUAUCAAAGCCAUUUCCUGCUAAUUUUGUAUGUUCAAACAAACUACUGGCUUAUAGUCAAGUAGUUAGAGCAAUAUGAAGUACUACCUCAGUUGGACUUCCUAUUAGGGAACUAUUUGUUCAGCCAGGUUCUGUCUUCUGUCCUGAAAUGCCAUUAUGGAAUAUACUAAAGCCAUUCUUAAGUGCCUUUUUUCUUCCUUUUUUUUGAAAUACUGGGCCCAGAAUCACCAUAUAUAUGUAUUAUUUUUUUUCAUAAGCACUGAAUUGUUUAAACCUGACAACCGGAUUUUGUUCUUUGAGUAAAAUAUAACACUGUAGCUGUAUAUGAUUAUCAUGGAUUUGCAAACUUUCAGGUUUCCUCCUAAUGCUAGGUGUGUGAUGGUAACGUGAAUUUAUAUAUAUAUAUUAUUUUUUUCCCCACUGUGUUUCUACCUAGAAAUGGAGAAUAAUUAAUUUUGACUUUUGGAAACAUUUUGGUUAUUGUAUAUGACACCAAGGAGGCUUGCUUUUGUGAAUGGAUUGUCUUUUUCUAACAUAAUCAAAGUUUGCAGUUUAAUACCUCAGCAAGACAGAGAUGUUUUUAAUCACGUUUGACUGCAGACAGACUGGAACAAACGUGCCUGGUUUUGUUUUUCUUUACUCUUACUCUUUUAAAAUUAUAAUGUUAAUAUGUUAGGGGAAAAAUGUUUUAUAGGCUUUUUGCUGAAUUUGUUAAUUUUUGUACAAUGUGCAAGUUGAAGUUCUCAAAAUAAAUAUCUUUUCAGAUGAA